This is a messenger RNA of Mucor mucedo, 1136 nucleotides long. RefSeq lists its product as uncharacterized. The record is from RefSeq and is a predicted model, not a curated record. The transcript has 4 exons. Lineage: Eukaryota; Fungi; Mucoromycota; Mucoromycetes; Mucorales; Mucoraceae. Bases 1 to 783 code for a protein of 260 amino acids.
AUGAAAGUGCAAGUGAAAUUUCAGAAGAAACCCCUUCAGAAGAAACCCCUUCAGAAGAAACCCCUUCAGAAGAAAAACCUUCAAAUGAAAAAUGCCGUCUCGUACCACGUAGAUUUAUUUUGUUCCCAACCCUUUUAUGCACUUCAAAUCCAUUUCUUUAAAAAUAAGUGCUAUAUGUUCAUUCUUAUCAAUAUCGAACCUAAUAGGUACAAAGAGUUACUUGAUGUAUUUUGUCGAGUGCUUAACUUUGAUAAACUUCGAUUUCAAGUCCUUUAUACCAAAAAAAGGCUAUUGCGGAGAAAGCAAGAGAAUGGGGCAGAGGCGAUUGAGACUGAGACGCCUACAACAAAAACUGCACAUGUUAAUACAUACAGAUUAUAUCCAACGCAUUUUCAGUCACCUGAAUGUCCUUUUAAAUUUCCAUGGAUUUGGCCAAAUAAGUGGAAACCACUUCCGUAUAAAGAAGAUAAGUCUAAGGUUCCGCUGGUAGUCUUUGGGACAGGAAUGUUUGGAAAAGACCUGGUUAAGCUGAAGCGUCUUGAGUGUGGCGUGACUGGGGUUAUGUGGAGAUCAUUAAAAAAACGCGAAGCUGCAUGUGAAUUGAUCGCUAUCACGAUUGACGAAUAUAAAACAUCCAAAGUAUGCAGUCAAUGUUAUUUUGAUACCUUGAAGGUGUGGCAAAGCGACGUGAAUGCUGCCGGAAAUAUGAUGAUAAUAUCAAAGGCGAUUUGGUCAGGCGAAGGAAGACCAGAGGCUUUUGAACCCAAAAAGACUAAACAAUAAGCCUAAUAUGUUAUCAUUAUAGUAUCGCCGUAUUAAACAUGGUUUCCUUUUGAGUAAGGAUUGAGAUCAUUACAAGUAAAAAAAAAAGAGCAAUGUUUGUCCGAAAAUUCAUUUUCUUACAUUUUGUCCGAUAAAGUAAACAACUAGCGGGUUUAUUUCAUCGUCAUUAUUAUUUGAAACUACUACACUCAUUCUGAACAAACUAUAAUAUAAGGCACGUCAUCUUUGUAAAAUAAUUUGAGGCGUUUAUAUACUCGUUGUGGAACAACGUUUUUAGAAUGUAAUAAAUACACAUACACAUGCUUAUAUCCAAUGAUCUUAUUAGACCUUUGUGAUAUUGUUUAUGGCAAGAG